AUGGAUGAGUACGGAACGUGUCCUGGUCCGAUAAACGCCGGCGUGCAGUUUUCGACGUCGACGUCUGCGGGUCAUGACCUCUUCCCCCCGUUGAGAGCAUCCGCCAGCGACCUCACCCAGUCUUCCGUGGCGGAUGCCAGCGAUUCCAACUCUCCGCCGUCGACAUCAUCGUCUAUUCACUUUGGAACCGAUCCGGGCGCGAAUUCAAAUUUGCAUUCCCAGAAUAUCGGCGCAACUCCGUUCACGACUAUCCUGGGCAGCAGCGAAAGUGGAAAAAGAUUGGAAAUCCAACCCCAAUGGCAACCUUACCACCGCCAUAACCUGUCGAUGGGCUCAAUCCCUUCCAAUGGAUCAUACCAACGGCCCGCAUCCAAUGGCCUCCAUCAAAUUCCCCGUCUUGCUCCACCAGCAGAUAUAGUGCCUGGCAACAGUACCCAUGCGAGACGGAGGCCAACCCUAAACAGCACCAGCCCUAAAAAGUUCCAAGCUCCAUCAUUAUCACAACAAUCCUCGAGCUCUUCUACGAUGGGGACCUACGGGUCCUAUCAUAUUCCUGCUACUCCUCCAAGGCCUCAACCCUCGUUCAAAGCCCCAUCCUCUGCAACAACGGCAAUUCUAGGGAAGCACUGCACACCGACCCAAAAGACAAUAAUGGAACAAGACGCCGUUGAAACUCUUGUCUUUAUGGGAAGCCCGGAAAAUUCUGGAUAUUACAACGACUCCCGGUCACAAUUCCAACCUCCUAACAAUUCCCAGAAUUCCUCCAGGUUCACUCCAGUUCUAUCGUCGAAUGAAAAUGUAUCAGCUUCCACAUCCUCAGCAGCAGGGUUAGGCGUUGCUUUCAACUUUGAGCCCCGAAGACAAGACGCACUUCACUCCAAACGUGUUAGUUUUGCAGACCCUGGUGGAGAAGACCAACAUAACCCUUACACAAGCUACCACCAGCCUAGAUUAGAGCAAAAUGCUGGUGAUGAAAUUGACCGCAUGUUAGAUGAGAUGGGUGACAGCGACAAUGAACAAGACUAUGAUUGGUUUGCUCAUAUGUCAGGGGCCAGGGAUAAUUUUAGCUUGCCGCAGCAAAGUAGCCAAUGGUCCAACGGCCAGCACAACCUGCCUAACUCGGCUAUAUUUCAACCCCGGCAAUAG
Arthroderma uncinatum is the source of this 1146-nucleotide messenger RNA. RefSeq lists its product as uncharacterized. The transcript is spliced from 3 exons. The record is from RefSeq and is a predicted model, not a curated record. Lineage: Eukaryota; Fungi; Ascomycota; Eurotiomycetes; Onygenales; Arthrodermataceae. Bases 1 to 1146 code for a protein of 381 amino acids.